AUGGCCAAAGACGAAGAAAAAGUCGUUGUGGGCGAGGACCCUUCCUCCCCUCCGGAAGUCGCGCCCCUCGAGAACCUUGAGAAAAGUCGCUGGGAGCGCAGUUGGCCGACUAUUGCGUGCGGCGCCGGUCUCUUCUCUGAUGGCUACCUCAAUGGUGUUAUCGGUUCCGUCAACACCAUGCUGAGCAUGAUCUACGCGGAUGCAUAUACCAAAUCCUCCGCUAGCAAGAACGUCUCGUCCAUCGCCUUCGCCGGCACUGUCGUCGGCAUGCUGUUCUUCGGUGUCAUGAGUGAUCACUGGUCUAGGAAAGGUUCUCUACUGGUCUCUACUUUGGUCCUCAUUCUGUUCGCUAUUCUCUGCACCGCCGCAUAUGGCUACCACGGAAGCACCUACGGCCUCUUCGCGGCACUCGCCGCUUAUCGAUUCUUCUUGGGUAUUGGAAUCGGUGGAGAAUACCCCGCGGGAUCGGUUGCGGCCGCGGAGAGCAGUGGAGAACUGAAGAAGGGCCAUCGCAACCGCUGGUUCAUCAUGUUCACCAAUUUGCAGAUCGACUUUGGCUUUGUUACGUCCGCUUUCACGCCGAUGAUAUUGGUCUUGAUUUUCACCGAACAACAUCUUCGAGCAGCCUGGCGCGUGGCUUUGGGCCUCGGCGUCAUUCCUCCGCUCAGCUUGCUGUAUCUCCGACUCAAGCUCAAGGAGCCGGAGGAGUUUAACCGCGAGCGCAUGCGCAAAUUUCCUGUUUGGCUGAUAAUCAAAUUUUAUUGGAAGCGCUUGGCUGUUGUGUCUCUUAUCUGGUUUGUGUACGACUUCUCCGCGUACUCCUUCAGCACUUACUCCUCCGCUUGGCUCGCCAUCAUCCUUGGUGAUGAAUACCCGCUGUGGAAGAGCUUUGGAUGGAACACGGUGAUCAACUUGUUCUACAUCCCCGGGUCCGUCGCCGGUGCUUUCGCCAGCGAUUGGCUGGGUCCACGCAAGACUCUGGCAAUUGGCGUCGGCCUCCAAGGCGUCAUUGGCUUCAUCAUGUCCGGCUGCUACCAGUACUUGAACACACCUCAAAACGUUGCCGCAUUUGUUGUUGUCUAUGGAAUCUUCCUCGCCCUCGGUGAGUUCGGCCCCGGCGAUAACAUCGGUCUCUGCGCCGCCAAGACAAGCGCCACCUCUAUUCGCGGCCAGUACUACGGCAUUGCCGCAGCAUUUGGUAAAAUAGGCGCCUUCGUCGGCACGUACAUCUUCCCCAUUAUCCAGGACAACGCCCCCAACGCGAUCCGACGUGGCCAAGACCCGUUCUUCGUCUCCAGCUCCCUAUGUAUCUUUAGCGCUGCCCUUGCGAUCUUCUGUCUUCCUCAUAUCGGCCAGGAUACCAUUACCGACGAGGACCGUAAAUUCCGGAAGUACCUUGAAGAGCAUGGGUAUGAUACGUCUACUAUGGGGCAAACCUAG
Aspergillus mulundensis is the source of this 1440-nucleotide messenger RNA. RefSeq names its product putative MFS phospholipid transporter (Git1). The transcript is spliced from 4 exons. NCBI's taxonomy places the organism in Eukaryota, Fungi, Ascomycota, Eurotiomycetes, Eurotiales, Aspergillaceae. Gene Ontology annotation, biological process: transmembrane transport; carboxylic acid transport. Gene Ontology annotation, molecular function: carboxylic acid transmembrane transporter activity. The record is from RefSeq and is a predicted model, not a curated record. The coding region runs from base 1 to 1440 and encodes 479 amino acids. Gene Ontology annotation, cellular component: plasma membrane.